Messenger RNA from Aplosporella prunicola CBS 121167, 495 nucleotides. RefSeq lists its product as uncharacterized. The record is from RefSeq and is a predicted model, not a curated record. The transcript has a single exon. Lineage: Eukaryota; Fungi; Ascomycota; Dothideomycetes; Botryosphaeriales; Aplosporellaceae. Bases 167 to 439 code for a protein of 90 amino acids.
UCGCCGUGCUGGUGCCAACAAGAGCACAUCACAUUUUUAAGCAUAUCGCAGCCUCUGCCGAUCAGACAUGCCGCAUCUGGCAACUCGCUCUGAGAGAUCGUCCCAGUCUCCGGUCCAAGCACCAUCACGUCAAAGACAUGCGACAUGGUGCUGAAAACCAACACACAUGACGCGUUGGCUAACGAGCAAUACUAGUUUACUCCCUCUCCUGCUUUUUGCUUUGUUCCUGCUUCUGUUCCUGGAUUUCUCUACCAAUAAUCGUCUUCCGUGCCUGUCAGACCCAGCAAGGGCAACUCAGCCGCAAGGCUUGGACGUCACACGCCUAAACCCGCAAACCACCACUCUACAACAACUCGCUAUCGAAGCUAAGCCCCAGGAUUCACGCUUGCAACUUGACUUGGAGGCCCCUAAAUCGCAAGGCAAGCAGCGAUUGGGCUGAGAUAGCAACUGCUAAAGGCACUUUUAAGCCAGUGCACCGGGCGGCUGUGUAAGCAC